Messenger RNA from Physeter macrocephalus (sperm whale), 2978 nucleotides. RefSeq names its product NHERF family PDZ scaffold protein 4 (gene NHERF4). Gene Ontology annotation, cellular component: apical plasma membrane. Gene Ontology annotation, molecular function: signaling receptor binding; protein-membrane adaptor activity. Lineage: Eukaryota; Metazoa; Chordata; Mammalia; Artiodactyla; Physeteridae. Gene Ontology annotation, biological process: protein localization to plasma membrane. The record is from RefSeq and is a predicted model, not a curated record.
AUGUCAGCAUGAGGGUAGGCCAUGUUGGGCCAUAGGGCUCCUGUCACCCUUCUCAUACACUUAUCCCAGGCUUGGGAUUACAGUGCCCAGCAAUUACAGUGACCUUUCUCUGUGCAGAGGGGGAACUGGGACGGCCACAGAGUCUCCUGAGAAAGUCGGGGCUCAAGAAUAGGGCAGGAGGGACAUACACACUUCCCCAGAGGACAAGACUCUCCUCCCGUUAACCAUUACCGACUGCUUCCAAGGCAGCGUCUUGGAGGAGGCGGGACGUGGCGGGGUAGGUGGGAGGGUCAGCUGGUUUCGAUGGACCUUGUCCCUAACACUGAGCCUGGCUCGCUGAUCCAACCAUGGAGGCAGCUGCAGGUAAGAGGCCAGGAGAAAUCCUCUGCGGGGGACUUUAGGGCAGAGGGCAGAUUGGAAGGCUUUGGGACCAGGACACACUUGGUACUGGGGCCUGGAGCCCUGAGGCAAAUAGACUGGAAGUCAGGAGGGGAGAGGUGAGUGGGUGGAUGUGUCUGCCUUCCUGGUCCACGCCCUGUACUGAUAUGCUCAGAUUUCUGCAUAUGUCAGGAGGCCUUGGCUGGGGAGGAGAAGGAAGGGGAAGGGAAGACCCUUCUGGAGCGAGUCUUGAAUUGGGGGGUUCCCCGAAGUCCUUUCAGUUAAUGACCAUGGAAGUGGAGUCGGGGGGCAGAAUGUGCGUCUCCUCCCCUCGCCCCUUCUUUUCCCAGCAGAUCUUCAGGACACAGCUUCCUUGGCCCCAUCUCUGGAGCCUAGAACGACCUCGCUUCUAUCUGUUGAACAGAGAGGAGGGCAGGAGUUUUGGCUUCCACUUGCAGCGGCAGCGGGGCAGGGCUGGGCAUGUGGUGUGCAGGGUGGAGCCAGGCACCUCUGCCCAGCGCCAGGGUCUUCGGGAAGGAGACUGGAUCCUGGGGGUGAACAACCAUGCCGUGGAACAUGAAGAUUAUUCAGUGGUGAUACGCCGCAUCCGGGCCAGCGGUCCUCGGGUAUUGCUGACGGUUUUGGCGCAGCACGUGCAUGAGGUGGCCCGAGUUCAGCGGGGGAACGAUGCCCACCUCUGUCCCACUCUCGGCCGAGGGGUCCGGCCUCGGCUGUGCCACAUAGUGAAAGACGAGGGUGGCUUUGGCUUCAGUAUCACCCAAGGACAUCGGGGUCCUUUCUGGUUAGUGCUGAGCACUGGAGGAGCGGCUGAGCAGGCAGGAGUGCCCCAUGGGGCCCGACUGCUAGAAGUGAAUGGGGUCAGCGUGGAGAAGUUCACGAGUAACCAACUCAGCAAGAAGCUUUGGCAGAGUGGCAAGCAGGUGACCCUGCUAGUGGCAGGGCCAGAGGUGGAGGAACAGUGUCGCCAGCUGGGAAUGCCCCUGGCUGCACCCCUGGCAGAGGGCUGGGCACUGCCCACCAAGCCCCGCUGUCUGCAUCUAGAGAAAGGGCCCCGGGGCUUCGGGUUCGUGCUCCGAGAGGAGAAGGGGCUUGACGGUCGGCUCGGUCAGUUCCUGUGGGAGGUGGACCCAGGACUGCCAGCGGAGAAGGCCGGGAUGCAGGCUGGGGACCGGCUGGUGGCUGUGGCUGGGGAGAGCGUGGAAGGGCUGGGCCAUGAAGAGACAGUGUCCAAGAUCCGGGCGCAGGGCUCCUGCGUCUCGCUCAUUGUCGUUGACCCCGAGGCUGACCGCUUCUUCAACAUGGUUCGCUUGUCCCCACUUCUCUUCUUGGAGAGCACAGAGGCUCCUGACUCUCCCCAGGAUACCAGCGCAGCCUCUCUGGUUGAGACCAAGGACCCACCAGUUGAAGACACAACCGUCCCACGCGCCUUCCACCGGUGCUUCCUGUACCCUGGGCCUGGCGGUAGCUAUGGCUUCCGAAUCAGCUGUGUGGCCAGUGGGCCUCAUCUCUUCAUCUCCCAGGUGACCCUAGGAGGCUCAGCUGCCCGGGCAGGACUGCAAAUGGGAGAUGUGAUUCUGGAGGUGAACGGGUAUCCCAUGGGCGGAGAGAAUGACCUGGAAAGACUUCAGCAGCUGGCUGAGGCGGAGCCACCCCUGUGCCUGAAGCUGGCGGCCAGAUCUCAGCAGGGCUUGGAAGGCUGGAUCCCCCCAGGGUCUGGUGAGGACUGGGCUGUAGCCUCAGAUCUACUGUAGCACCCCCUAUGCCUGGGACAGAUCUGCCCAAGCUUUCCUGUCUCCACUCUCCAGCCUGAGGUGGUGGGAGCUGAGAUGCUCUCUUUAAACCAGAAGCUGCAGCUCUAGGACUCCGGAUACCUCCAAUCACAGGAGAGUCCUUGGCCUCCCUCCCUACCCAGGGGCCCACCUCCUGGAAGAGGGUGUGGCCAGAGGCCUCAGGUGGGCCCACAAGGGAGCCUCCCCUUUGAUUCCAAAGGAAGUCAUGUGGGAUCUUUGGGAGCUGUGCCCCAAGGAUGAAGAUCCGCGUGAGAUGAGUGGGAUGAUUUUGUGAUUUAUAACAAGAAAUAUAUGUUUGGCCUUCAUACCCUUUCCUGGCACAGAGCUCCUAAAAUCCUUGGAAUUUCCUAAGUAGUAAGAGAGCUAAAGCUGUCUUCUGUUUUUGACAAUAAGCCCCUUUCAACUACACCUAGUUUUGUUAAUGAGGUGACUCUUGAAAAGCACCUGAGAAUGGGGCACUGGUUUCCAGGGGAACCAGUCAUGUGAUUAGAGGGUUGGAACUUUCAGUGCCCCACCCCCACCCCUACCCUCAACCUCCUGGGAGGGGAGAAGGGCUGGAGGUUGAGUUAAUCACCAGUGUUCAAUGGAUUGAUGGAUCACGCCUACAUAAUGAAGCCUCCAUAGAAACCCAAAAGGACAGUUUCAGAGAGCUUUCCGUGUUGCUGAACACGUGGAGGUGCUGGGAGGGUGGCGCACCUGGAGAGGGCAUGCAGCUUCCAUGGUCAUACCUCGCCCGGUGUAUCUCUUCCAUCUGGCUGUUUCUGAGUUGUGUUCUUUAUAAUAAACUGG